Molecule: messenger RNA, 1714 nt
Organism: Drosophila erecta
Lineage: Eukaryota; Metazoa; Arthropoda; Insecta; Diptera; Drosophilidae
Product: transcription factor Adf-1
Exons: 3
Coding region: 143-865 (240 amino acids)
Biological process (GO): regulation of transcription by RNA polymerase II
Cellular component (GO): nucleus; transcription regulator complex
Source: RefSeq, a predicted model, not a curated record
CUACACCACUGUCCCAUUAGUGUUGCAAAACACCUAUCGCUUAUCAGCUGUUUGUCAGCGUUCAUUUUAUCACGCAACGCAAAAGCGCAAAGGUUCUUCAAAAACGAAAAUUGGUUUUAAAAAAAAAUCCCAUCACAUCAGUAUGGACGCUUUUGACACUCUACUUAUUGCAAGUGUGAAGCGCAACGUUUCUAUAUUCGAGAAAUACCACACUAAAUAUGAUCGAAAGCAGGCGUGGAUUGCAGUGGCCCAAACUUGCCAGAGAUCAGUUGAGCACUGUCAAGUUAGAUGGAAGACCAUACGAGAUCGUUAUGUGAGGGAAAUGCAAAAGCUCGCUUUCCCAAGGAGCAGUAUUCAUAGGUUCGAAGAGCUCGAUUUCCUCAGGGAACACAUAAGAACCAGAAGGAAGCCGAAAGAAGUGUGCGAUACAACGCUUGUGGCUAGAGAAACCGAGGACAGCAAGUCGGCGGAUGAACCAUCCUUUAAACGAUACUGCAUCACUCAAUUUCCAACGGACGAGUUUGUAAUUGAGUACAAAGGCGAGGAGGAGUGUCUCAGUGGGACGGAUAACUCCAACGCGGAGUUUGUCUCAGAGGAUUCAGCGUGCAAUACAAGCAGCGAGCUGCUCUACGAAACAAAGCCUAGCUUAACUGGCGAAGGACUGAACCAAACUCAAUCCAAGUUCAUGAGCGUAAUGAGACUCAUCGAGAGUGCCUUGAAGGAAAAGCCGGCGGAGCCGCAAGAUCCCUUCUACAAGUAUCUGGAGAGUAUUUUGGAUGGCGUGGACGAAAGCACUCGAAGAGAUAUACAACUGAAAGUGCUCAACUUUGCCAGUGGCGAAAUCAAGCGAUGUAGACGAGCGUAAUUUACUAAAAAUGAUACCAAUGUAAUUGUGUAUAUAAGUAUACUCACCCGUGUGGGUCUUUAAAUGCGUUCGCAGAUUUCCAAUUGUGCUGUAGCUGCGAUAACAGUUCUCAUAGUUGCAUCUAUAGCGACUGAGAGCCUCAUCCGAACUCUAAAUGGCAAGUAUAACAAUGCUAUUAGAUCAGAUUCAUUGCACUAGCUAAGUGGUUAAUAUAUGCAUGUGCAUGUUCCUUGGAAUGUGACAAUUAUGAUGAGGUGGAUGCAUGCUGGACACUGGUAAGUGAUAUGUUAAGGGACAGCCUUCGAAUUAAGCCAACACUACGCACCACUAGUUGGUUAACAAAACUUGGUUACACACGCCUACAGCGGAAUCGCAGGAAUCGGAAUCUCCGCUAGCACUAGGAUUAGCAUGGCGAGUCGCUACAAAAAGCGUUAGGCAACGUAAGGCACGUUAGACACUUUGACUAGCGGUUGGUUAUUGGGUGUGGGUACCUCGUAGGCCAACGCCAUUAGCUGAUCGUUCUCGUCCUGCCUUUCCUCCUCCUCCUCCUCAUCGACAUCUUGGUGCAGAACGCCCGGUUGGAUGCAGUGGGCCAGCUGCUCGUCCUCGUCCGGCUCAUUUGGAUCGUACUCAUCCACAUAGCUGGAAGAUCAGAUCGAGCGGGGGAAAGACCAACGAGGGAAUUUAUCGAAUUUGCAGUUGGAAACAAACAGAGAACAGCAAAUCGCAUCGGGUGGGGCAUAUAUUCCAUCCGAUUUGUGUGUCAGUGGGCCGUUAAGAUCUUUGUAUAUAAUUAUAAACGCAACAAGUAUACAUAUAUAUAUACAUAUAUACAUUUAUACAUAAAUG